AUGAGCAUCUUAAAAGAAACUCUGGAGAAAGAAGAAGUUAAAGAAUACCACAAACCGGUUGAGGCGAGAUAUUGCGACUUUGAGCUUUACAAAAGCAAAAGUAACGAACUUGCAACAAUUAUAACAGACAACACGCAAGAUGCUGAACCUAUACCGCCAAUUCUAAAAGAAGAAACAGAAAGAGGUAUUCUUACGCAGAAGUUAGGAAAAACACCCGGACCUGAUCAAAUCACCAAUGAACUCUUUAAAUUGUCAAUGCUUGUAAUUAAACUAACGAAUUUGUUUAACGAAAUAGUAAUCGCUGAAAUCAUUCCAGAAGAUUGGACUAAAUUAACUAACAAUCUUGAUGAAAACCAACCGAAGGAGCAAGCUGGAUUUAGGAGCAACUUCUCGACCAUCGACCACAUACACGUGCUAUGUGCUCUUAGCUUUUUAGCUACAGGGUCCUACCAAAAAAUUGUGGGUGUGGGCCACUAUUUGACACAGCGGACAACAAGUCGCUGCAUCAGAGAGGUAGUAAACGCCCUUAACCAUAAUUGGAUGGUCAGUAGGUGGAUAGUGUUUCCACAAACACCUCAGGAGAGAUCCAUAAUCAAAGAGAAGUUUCAAAGGACACAUAAUUUGCCUGGUGUGAUAGGGUGCAUUGAUUGUACCCACAUUGCAAUUGUAAGACCGGCUGAGGACGAACAUUUAUUUUAUAAUAGAAAAGGAUUUCAUUCCUUAAAUGUUCAAAUGAUAUGUGAUUAUGAUUUAAAAAUAACCAAUGUGAACACUAAAUUUGGUGGAGCUGCUCAUGACUCCCACAUAUGGUCAGCGAGUCAUGUGGGCACAUACAUGGAAGGGCUUCAUGAAAGUGGUGAACAUGUUUGGUUACUUGGAGAUUCUGGCUAUCCACAGCGCCCAUGGUUAAUGACGCCCAUAUUAAAUUGUGAACCAGGGUCGCAAGAAGAUACAUACACAAGACGUCAUGUCCAAGCGAGGUCUCGCAUUGAACGCUGCUUCGGAUUACUCAAGGCUCGAUGGAGGUGUAUGCUUCGACACAGAGUCCUUCAUUAUCACCCGGAGAUGGCUAGUAAAAUUACAAACGCAUGUUGUGUGCUGCACAACAUUGCAUUACAUGCUAGUAUACCACCUCCGAGUGAUAUGCCAGCCGGGAGCUUAGAAGGUAGUGAAGAUGAUGCUGUACACCAUAGCACCUCCAUCAAUGAUAACCAAAAUGAGUUAAUCCGAGGCAGGGCUAUGCGAAGCCGCUUAGUUAGUAGGAUGUGAUUAAGUUUAUAAAUAAAAUUAAGUUGAAAAUUUGUAUAUUUUUAUUAAUCCA
Trichoplusia ni (cabbage looper) is the source of this 1321-nucleotide messenger RNA. Its product is annotated as putative nuclease HARBI1. Lineage: Eukaryota; Metazoa; Arthropoda; Insecta; Lepidoptera; Noctuidae. The transcript is spliced from 7 exons. The record is from RefSeq and is a predicted model, not a curated record. Bases 1 to 1269 code for a protein of 422 amino acids.